Molecule: messenger RNA, 1584 nt
Organism: Lotus japonicus
Lineage: Eukaryota; Viridiplantae; Streptophyta; Magnoliopsida; Fabales; Fabaceae
Product: AP2-like ethylene-responsive transcription factor At1g16060
Exons: 8
Coding region: 404-1414 (336 amino acids)
Biological process (GO): regulation of DNA-templated transcription
Molecular function (GO): DNA-binding transcription factor activity; DNA binding
Source: RefSeq, a predicted model, not a curated record
CUCCAAAGCAUGGAUAAAUAUGGUCUAAAAGUUCCAAACCACUUGGAUAGUUGGAUUGAUACACACCCCCAAUAAACACCACCUUUUAUUUUCCCUUGCCGUCCAUAAUUUUUUCCCAUCUUCAAAUCUUUCUACUCAACUACCAACUGCAUCACAACAUGAACGAGAAAAAGGAGAAAGAAAAUAAAAUCUUACUAUUGAAAUAUUGAAAGAUGAAGAGUGAGAGAAGGAGAGAAAUAAAGAAUUAGACCUACUUUUUCACUCCUCACUGCACUAUUUCUAUUAAUUAAUUAAUGCCUCCGUUCUUAUUGGAUGACUCAGUCAUAUUUAUAUAACAACUCUGAUUCCCCUUCACUCUUAUGCGCAUGUAGUGCAGUGGUCCUCUCUGAUCUUGUGAGCUUUCAUGGCGAAGAAAUCGCAGAAAAGCCUCAAGAACAACACUGCUUCCACUAACAACAGAAGAAGUAAGAAUAAGACACCAAAACCAGUGAAACGGACACGCAAAACCACCUCAAGAGACUCACCUCCACAGCGAAGCUCAAUCUUCCGGGGUGUCACAAGACAUCGAUGGACUGGUCGCUAUGAGGCUCAUUUAUGGGAUAAGAAUUGCUGGAAUGAAUCACAGACCAAGAAAGGAAGACAAGUAUAUCUAGGGGCAUAUGACAAUGAAGAAGACGCAGCACGUGCCUAUGACUUGGCAGCAUUGAAGUACUGGGGCCAACACACCAUUCUCAACUUUCCAUUAUCAAAUUAUCCAGAGGAGCUCAAGGAAAUGGAGGGACAGUCAAAAGAAGAAUACAUUGGAUCCUUAAGAAGAAGAAGCAGUGGGUUCUCUCGAGGAGUCUCAAAAUACAGAGGAGUUGCAAGACACCACCAUAACGGAAGAUGGGAAGCUCGAAUUGGCAGGGUCUCGGGCAACAAAUAUCUAUACCUUGGAACUUACGCUACACAAGAAGAAGCAGCCAUAGCAUAUGACAGGGCAGCCAUAAAGUAUCGAGGACUUAAUGCCAUUACAAACUUCGACCUCAGCCGUUACAUCAAAUUGUUACGUCCUCAAACUCAAGACAGCAACAACCAUCAAGACCAGACUAGCAAUCAAGAACUCGAGGUAGAGUUUGUUUCCGAUGAGCUUGGCUCAACUACGGGUGAGACCGCACAAGAUGAUGCGGUCUCAACAUCUUCAACAAUUGGCCUUCUCUUACAACCGUUCAAAUUCAAAGAAAUGCUAGAAAAGACUUCUUCAGCUUUAGCACCAGUAGAGUCAACGACCCUUCCUCGACGAACAUUUCCUGAAGAUAUUCAAACAAUAUUUGAAAAUGAAGAUUCAAGUAUCUACACUGAAAAUGAUGACAUCAUAUUCGGUGACUUGAGCUCAAUUGCUGCCCCAAUUUUUCAUUUCGAGCUUGAUACUUAGAAGAGGGAACUUCCAGCCUAUAUUUAUGAACAAUGUUUUAUCAAUUACGUUAAUUUUCAAAAUGUCAUCAACCAAAAAAGAUGACUAGGAAAUUAGGGUAUGAGUAACGAUUAAGCGAGUGAAAGAUUUUUUUUCAAAAGAGUAAUAUUUUUUAAUGAACAUUUAUAUGA